AAAUGUUUUUAUUGUACUUAGAUUGUGUAGAACUGAGCUGUCGUGGGAGGCUGUUGUCUCGCACCGCCGGUGACGGCUGGCAAGCUGCUUGCGGCGAGGGGGUGGAGAGGACCCAGCCCAUAAUAAGCACUGUCCCUAAGUUCAGCGACUCAGCGUUGUCUUUUCCUUGCCGCGCCUUCUGCAGUUUUUCCACGCCUGCUGGCGUGUCGUUAUUUUUAAGGAUAAUCUGAAGGGCGGCCGCAGAACACCGAUCAAUCAGCCUCCACGGCCCUCCCCUGCAGAUUCCAGAUGGCUCCCUCCUAUAGCACCACCCCCCAGCCACCAGCCCCUGUCCCAAAAAAGGAGGAGAAAGAUGAUCUUGCUGAGCUGAGGCGCAAUGGCUUCUGGGCGGCAAUCAUUACCAUCGGCAGCUAUUGCUACGGGGAGUACUUCAUCGGGAGAGUCAUGCCACCCGACCCCCGCCAGGACUCGUGGAUUAUGAUGCGCUCCCCCGUGCCUCACCUCCUCUUCUCCCUGCUGUACAUCGCCGGCGUCACCUACUGGGGACCGCGCUACAUGAGCACCAGGAAGCCUAUCUCAGGACUCAGGCCCUACAUGAUGGCCUACAACGCCUUCCAGGUCGUCUUCUCAGCCUACAUGUUCAUAGAGGGCGGACUCUCGGGCUGGCUCACCAACUACUCGUGGGUGUGUCAGCCGUGUGAUUACUCCAACAACCUGCAGGCCAUCAGGAUGAUGUACAUCGGGUUCUGGUACCACUUCUCUAAGUUCAUCGACUUUAUGGACACAGUGUUCUUUGUGGUAAAUAAGAAGAACCAGCACAUUUCUCUCCUCCACAUGGCUCAUCAUGGCCUCAUGCCCAUCAGCACCUGGUAUGGCAUCCGCUACCACCCAGGUGGACACAACACAUUCUUUGGCUUCCUGAAUGCAUUUGUCCACACUGUGAUGUACCUGUACUAUCUGCUGGCAGCCAUGGGGCCCAGUGUUAGGCCCUUCCUCUGGUGGAAGAAAUAUCUCACCACCCUACAGAUAACGCAAUUCACAGCAGUCUUCUUCCAUGCAAUGAUACCUCUUGUGGUGGAGUGUAAUGUCCCUGGUGCACUGAUUGGGUGGAUUGGUUGUAUUGCAGUCCUCUUCACAGUUCUCUUUGCUGACUUUUACAUCAAGGAGUACCGUAAAAAGGGCAUCAAACAGGCAAAGGUGAAGGCAGAUGAAGAUUCUACUUUCUCUUCUAACAACCACCAUGUCCUGGAACACACCCAACUCACCACCAGCACCAUGAACCCCAACAGCACCACUCACAGGGUUGUGUAUGCUGCUGCUGCUGCUAACGGUGUCUCCUAGAAAUCAAGCCCUUUUCACUCUGAAGGCCUGCGUCUCGAGGCAUGAUAAGUCACAGAUUGAUGAAGUCUCCACCAAGAAUUCUAGACUUCUAAGUAGUCUACACAUAUUCUACGAUCAAUUGUCUACAGAUGGUGAUAGUGAGGAGCCAUGCAAAUUUAUUGUGUCUUUAAUUUAUGCAUUAUCACUUGUAUAAGUCUCCCCUUCAAUGAACAACAAGCAGGAACAAAAAUAAUAACGAAGGAAGAGAGUUACAAAUUCCCAUAUCUAUUAACUUUCACCAUUUGUAGAUUACUAAUCGCGGAUUAUGUAAAGACUCAAACUGUAACGUCUAUCAUGGUCGUGACCUAGGCCUUCCAAUCGGCAUUGUUGGGGACUCACCAAAGAGAGUAUACGAUCAUUAUACUCUCCUUGGAACCAACCCUCGUGUGCGGUAUCUGCAUAGCAGUGGCAAACUUUCUAAUCCCCCUUCAAUUUUUCUUUUUUUAAAUUUCAAUUAAAUAUACUAUACCAUAAUUUUACAUGUAGUACACAUUUUUUUGGCUUUGCUUCGCAAAGUCGCUCCUUACUUAUUUCUUUACAUCGACUAUACUUUCAUUAGUUUCAAUUCACACACUACUGUAAUUUAAUCCUGACUUUCUUUUCAUGAGCACCUCUGUAAUCUCUUCCCAUUUAGUCUUGUCAGCCUUUCUUUCUGUCUGAAGUUUAUAGCCAUCUCACUUUUUUAUAUAGCCCCUACAUUCACAGUUUUUUAAAGUUUUUACAUAAAUUUUGUAUGCACACUAACCUUUCUUUACUGUUUAUUAGUUAUCUCUACAUUCUCAAUUUCCCCACCAUCAUUCAUUUCUUUUCUUUCUGUUGAUAGCCCAGCCAGUUCUCCCCCGGGGUGGUUUAAAUCAUUUGACUCCCAACAUAAUCACUGUUGUUAUCUGCUGAUCAUUUAUGUUUUGUACAUUUCACCUUUCAUCCCCACUAACAUUCUCAUCAUCUACAGGGAUGAUUGUGUGAUCAAUUUUCUCAGUGUAAAUAGAAUAAGCCUUUUUUUGAUAUCAUGGUUAUGGAAACAUUUUGGUUCAUAUUCAUCAGUGUAAUUUUAUAUAGAAAACUUGUAUAAUAAAAAUUAUCAAUG
Molecule: messenger RNA, 2467 nt
Organism: Eriocheir sinensis (Chinese mitten crab)
Lineage: Eukaryota; Metazoa; Arthropoda; Malacostraca; Decapoda; Varunidae
Product: elongation of very long chain fatty acids protein AAEL008004-like
Exons: 9
Coding region: 289-1341 (350 amino acids)
Biological process (GO): fatty acid elongation, polyunsaturated fatty acid; sphingolipid biosynthetic process; fatty acid elongation, monounsaturated fatty acid
Cellular component (GO): endoplasmic reticulum membrane
Molecular function (GO): fatty acid elongase activity
Source: RefSeq, a predicted model, not a curated record